This is a messenger RNA of Caenorhabditis angaria, 360 nucleotides long. Lineage: Eukaryota; Metazoa; Nematoda; Chromadorea; Rhabditida; Rhabditidae. The record is from the annotation of a GenBank genome assembly.
AUGGGUAGCUCUCAAUCUAUGAUUUCUCAAUGCUCGUCGUCCGACGUCCGUCUUGUUGGUGUUCAAUCAAGAAAUGAACAAGAAGCGGCCGAAUUCCAACAAAAAGUUAAAGAGUGCGGAAAAGAAUUCUACGAACAACAACAAACUGUCAAGAAACAUCACGAAAAACCUGCGUUUGGAAGUGCUGCGUCUGGUGAUGGAGUCCAAAGAGAGAAUAGAAAACAACUCCAUUAUUAUUUCAAUUCACCACCACCACAAACGGAGCAACAAGGUUGUCAACAAGGAGUUCAACAAGGAGUUCAACAAGGUGCUCAACAAAAAGAAGCUCAACAACCUUCCGAAAAGUCGAAACUUCUUUAA